AUGAGCGACAUCGUCUGGUUCAUCACGGGGGCGUCGAGCGGGUUCGGCGAGGCCAUCGCGAACGAGGCGCUGCGGCGCGGCCACAAGGUGGUCGCGUCGGCACGCGACUCUUCCAAGCUGGGCAAUCUCAAAGCAGCGGGCGCGGCGGUGCUGGACGUGGAUGUGACGAGCGACGACGAGGUGCUGGCGGGCAAGCUAGCCGCUGCCGCCGCUGUGUACGGGCGCAUCACGCACGUCGCCAACUGCGCCGGCUACAUCCUCGAGGGCGCCAUCGAGGAGGCCAGCGCCCGCGAGGUCGCCGCCCUCUUCAACACCAAUGUCCUCGGCACGUUCAACGUCUCCCGCGCCGCCGCCAAGCACCUGCGCGCCGCCGCGUCCGAGGCCGGCGGCAGGCACCAGGCGGCGCUCGCCACUUUCGGGAGCCUCGGCAGCUGGGGUUCGGGACCGGCCGUGGCGCACUACUGCAGCACGAAAUGGGCAGUGAGCGGCAUGACGGAGGGCCUGGCCGAGGAGCUGGGGCCGUUUGGCAUCGACGUGUGCGUGGUCGAGCCGGGGUACACGCGGACUGGGUUCCUAGUACAGGGCAACGGCACCGGGGGAGGAGACCACCGGAUGGCGACGGCGCGGCAGCUGGACGUGUACGAUGGUACGGCAGUGGCGGCGACGCGCGGGGCGCUCAACGCGUACAACCGCAACCAGCCGGGCGACGUGGACAAGUGCGCGGUCGCCAUCGUCGACGUCCUCACCAGGUCGGGCGCCGCCGAGGGCAGGCCCGUGCCUGUCCGCCUUGUCCUAGGCACCGACGCCCUCGCCGUCGUCAGGGACAAGUGCGCCAAGACGCUGGCGCUGCUCGACGAGUGGGAGGCCGUGUCGGCGUCCACCAUGUUUGCGGCUUAG
Lasiosphaeria miniovina is the source of this 897-nucleotide messenger RNA. RefSeq lists its product as uncharacterized. Bases 1 to 897 code for a protein of 298 amino acids. Lineage: Eukaryota; Fungi; Ascomycota; Sordariomycetes; Sordariales; Lasiosphaeriaceae. Gene Ontology annotation, molecular function: oxidoreductase activity. The transcript is spliced from 2 exons. The record is from RefSeq and is a predicted model, not a curated record.